ACUGAAUACACGUUAAUUUCUGAGACUGAUACCAAAUUAAAACUCCAUUUUCACAACGAAGAAUCCGAGCCACUACUCAAUUGACACUUUGAGGCAACCGAGAUCAGAAUGCAGGAUCAGGCACCCAAUUGUCAAAAAAGGCAUCUAAGGCAUGUGAGGCGUUAAGGUCGCACACUGUUUUAAUUUUACUUGUCAUCAAUCUGACGCCCACUGUUUAAUUUACCCCUUUAUCAGUUAUAUACAGCUCAUUCAGAUCUAUCAGACUAUCCUGAACAAAAAUCCGGUGAGGCAUUUGUGACCAGCAUCUGAUUCUGAGUUGCAGUUAAUACAAAGUUACAAUCACAAAGUGAGAGAUGGAGAAGCAAGGAAAGAGAAGUAACCGGUUGGUGCUAGUGCCAGGUUCAUUCCAGGGACACCUGAACCCGAUGCUUCAACUGGGCUCCAUUCUUUACUCCCGGGGCUUCUCCAUCACCAUUGCACACACCAAAUUUAACUCCCCCAACCCUUCAAAUCACCCUGAUUUUGAUUUUGUAACCAUCUCGGAUGCCUCGUAUGAUAGCGAUCUUUCCUCAGGGAAUAUACUAACUAUAAUCUCGCGUCUCAAUGUCAACUGCAAAGCUCCAUUUCAAGAAUGUUUGGCUCGGUUGAUGGAGAAACAUAAUUCGGUUGAAGAGAAAAUCUCCUGCAUCAUUUAUGAUGAAAUCAUGUAUUUCUCUGCAGCAGUGGCUGAUCAGCUGAAGCUUCCUAGCAUUAUCUUGCGCACAGCUGGUGCAGCCGCCGUCCUAUUUCGCGAUGCGACUGUCCCACAGGCAGUAGUUACCAAUUUCUUAAAAGGUCUUGGAUCAAAUGACAUAGUGCCCGAAUUUUAUCCCCUCAGGUUAAAGGAUCUACCUUUUUCGAAAUUCGGGUCAUUAGAAACAAUGUCAAAACUGGUGAAUGAGUUGCGAAAAACUGGAAAUUCUUCGGCUAUCAUCUAUAACACAGUAGAAUUCCUUGAGCAAUCCUCUCUGGCAAGGAUCCGACAACAAUGCCACCUUCCACUCUUCUCCAUUGGCCCUCUCAACAAAUUUGCGCCAGCCUUAUCAAGCAUCUUGUUCCACGAAGAUAUCAGCUGCAUGAGAUGGCUUGACAAGCAAACUAAUGAUAACACAGUAAUUUAUGUCAGCUUGGGGAGUAUAACACAGAUUGAUGAGAAUGAGCUAGCUGAAAUGGCGUGGGGCCUAGCCAACAGCAAGCAGCCUUUCUUAUGGGUGAUUCGACCAGGCUCAGUGCGUUGUUCAGAAUGGAUUGAGGCAUUGCCUGAAGGCUUUAAAGGAGCUAUUGGAGAAAGAGGAUGCAUUGUUAAAUGGGCGGCCCAGGAGAAGGUGUUGGCACAUGCCAAGGUGGGAGGAUUUUGGAGCCAUUGUGGCUGGAACUCAACAAUGGAAAGUCUAAGUGAAGGUGUUCCAAUGAUCUGCAGACCAAAUUCUGGAGACCAGAGGGUGAAUGCAAGAUAUAUUAGUCAUGUGUGGAAAGUGGGGUUGGAAUUGGAGAGUGAGUUGAAUAGAAGGGAAGUGGAAAGAGCAGUGAGAAGACUAAUGGUUGAUAAAGAGGGAUUGGAGAUGAGGCAGAAUGCCAUGGAAUUGAAGGAGAAGAUUCAACUUUGCCUUAAAGAAGGAGGUUCUUCUUACACUUCCUUGAAUGAGCUAGUAAAAUUUAUCAAGUCAUUUUGAUUGUAUUUGAUUGCGAAUUAUCAGUUAUGGUUAAUGAAGUUCAUAAAUUUAGAAUACAA
Mangifera indica (mango) is the source of this 1771-nucleotide messenger RNA. Its product is annotated as UDP-glucose iridoid glucosyltransferase-like. Gene Ontology annotation, molecular function: UDP-glycosyltransferase activity. The record is from RefSeq and is a predicted model, not a curated record. NCBI's taxonomy places the organism in Eukaryota, Viridiplantae, Streptophyta, Magnoliopsida, Sapindales, Anacardiaceae. The coding region runs from base 354 to 1712 and encodes 452 amino acids. The transcript has 2 exons.